AUCCUGUUUGAAGUUAAUCAGCAAGGGGACAUUGCCCUGAACACAUGGCUGAAUGUUUCCUCCCCAAGCCUGACUGACUUGUUUUUUAACUUCUCGACGAUCCAAGGGCUAUGCUUCAAUGGUUAACCCUGUUCUUGUGUGCCGUCGUUACCGUAUCAGAGGCCCCAGAAUGCCACUAUUUCACUAAACUUCCAAUUACUGACACCUUCAUUGGAACCGAUGUGGAUGUGAGGUUACUCCUGUAUACGAACAGGAAUUCAGAAUGUGCCAGCCUGAUCAAUGCCACACAUAUCAGCCCGCUGGAUGUCAAGAAGAAGACAACCUUCUUAAUCCAUGGCUACCGGCCAUUUGGAUCCCCCCCAAACUGGUUGAAGAAUUUGACAAAGACCCUGCUGAACGUGGAUGACAUCAACCUCAUCAUCGUUGAUUGGAACAGAGGAGCAACAACCAUCAAUUAUUCAACUGCUGUCACCAACACCAAGACGGUUGCUGAAAUUUUGAAACCUGUGAUUGACAGCAUACUAAAUAACGGAGGCUCCUUCGAUUCGAUUCAUCUGAUUGGCGUGAGUCUGGGUGCUCACAUAUCAGGCUUCGUUGGAAACAUGUUUGACGGAAAGAUUGGUCGGAUUACUGGUCUUGAUCCAGCUGGUCCUCUGUUUAGAGGGAAAGGAAAGGAUGACAGGUUGGAUCCCUCUGAUGCUAUGUUGGUCGAUGUCCUACACACAGAUCUUGACGCUCUUGGCUACCGAGACUUUUUGGGGCACAUAGAUUAUUACGCUAAUGGAGGGACUGACCAGCCAGGCUGUCCUGCGACCAUCCUCAGCGGAAAGAAAUAUAUGGUGUGUGACCAUCAGAGGUCAGUCUAUCUGUACAUAAGUUCCAUGAACUCGUCAUGCAACAUCACCAACUUUCCUUGUGGAUCGUACGCAGAAUUCCUGGAUGGUCGUUGCACGCAGCGCGACGGCACCUAUCCAAUAUUCGGCUAUCAUCUCGUCAAGUGGGCGAACAGCAGCAGUGUCAUGAGGUUUCCGAAUAAAGUUUUCUUUCAAACUUCCUCUGAGGAUCCGUUCUGUAUGUAUUAUUACCUCUUGGACAUCAUCCCUUGGAACAAAAAUGCUCGAAAAGGCUACAUUACGAUUGAACUAGAAGAUGGAAAUGGACACAAGGUCAAAUCCAAAGACAAUCACUCUGCAAAAACCUUUGAACGGUUCAGGAAAGUGACUCUCCUUGUAAGUGUGGACCGAGACCUGAAGAACAUUACUAGAAUCUCGCUCAAAUACAGCUCAGCACAUGUGGUGGAGCACAAGCUGACACUGGGAAUCCUCCGCCUCAAGCUGAGGUCACUGAGUCAUCCCGACAGGCCUCACCUGUGCAGGUAUGAUGUCGCUCUUGAGCGGGACGAGGAAGUGAAGGUCCAGCCUUUCGAAUGCGGGGUGCAGGAGAUGUAGGGAAAAACUCCUUCUUCACCACCUGAGUGCUCAGAAUGCCUUCUUCUCUUCUUAAGCCCAUCACCCCUACUGGAGCAUAGGCUGCAAGAGUCCUCUGCCUGGGCCAGUCUUUCAAGCUGUCUGCAGGUGUAGCCCAUCUUCUUGGUGUAUUCUUCCUCUCCCAGGGUGAGAUCUUUGGAGCUUCUGUUGCCAGUUCAGUAACUCUGACUUUUUAUGGGAUGAGGUUGCUAGCCCCAUGCCCAACUCUCCUGCUUUUGCAGCCAAGCUUGGACCAUCUUUGGUGGAGUUGUGCUGAGAAUGUAUCUGACACAUAAAACUUGCAAUUUUACAAAAUUCGACUGCACUGUCUUCAUUCGUUGUGUGUAGAGCGCAGAACACAGGGCGUAGAACACAGGGUGCAGAACACAGGGCGUAGAACACAGGGUGUAGAACACAGAGCAUUACUGCAAAUUUCCUCCAGCAUUUUGUGUGCUUUGCUCAAGGUUUUCACUACCUGCAGAGUCUCUGGGAUGGAGACUGCGGCUGUACUGGAAGGUCUCACCACCAACCAACUGGGGUCUCAGUCCUGUUAGAACUCUGGUAUAUCCUGUGGUUGACCAGCAAGGGCACACGUGGUUCCCUGAGGACUUUUUCAGACUGAUUGGACUCUCUUGUUAUUGAUCAUUGACUGCACAUGUUCCCAAUUAACAUAGAAACAUGGAGAACCGACAGCACAAUACAGGCCCUUUGGCCCACAAAGUUGUGCCGAACCUGUUCCUACCUCAGAAAUUACUAGGCUUACCCAUAGCCCUCUAUUUUACUAAGCUCCAUGUACCUAUCUAAAAGCCUCUAAAAAGACCCUAUCAUAUCCGCCUCCUCCACCGUUGCCGGCAGCCCAUUCCACGCACUUACCACUCUCUGAGUAAAAAACCUACCCCUGACAUCUCCUCUAUACCUAUUCCCCAGCACCUUAAACCUGUGUCCUCUUGUGGCAACCAUUUCAGCCCUGGGAAAAAGCCUCUGAAUAUCCACACGAUCAAUGCCUCUUAUCAUCUUAUACACCUCUAUCAGGUCACCUCUCAUCCUCCGCUGCUCCAAAGAGAAAAGGCUGAGUUCACUCAACCUGUUCUCAUAAGGCAUGCUCCCCAUCCAGGCAACAUCCUUGUAAAUCUCCUCUGCACCCUUUCUAUGGCUUCCACAUCCUUCCUGUAGUGAGGCGACCAGAAAUGAGCACAGUACUGCAAGUGGGGUCUGACCAGGGUCCUAUAUAGCUGCAACAUUACCUCUCGGCUCCUAAAUUCAAUCUCACGGUUGAUGAAGGCCAAUACACUGUAUGCCUUCUAACCACAGAAUCAACCUGCGCAGCUGCUUUGAGCAUCCUAUGGACUCAGACCCCAAGAUCCCUCUGAUCCUCCACACUGCCAAGAAUCUUACCAUUAAUACUAUAUUCUGCCAUCAUAUUUGACCAACCAAAAUGAACCACCUCACAUUUGCAAGUUGCGUAUUUAAACCCUGCUUCAUGUACCUUACUUUGCUCUGUAUUAAAGCGUGAUCUUGUAA
Molecule: messenger RNA, 2987 nt
Organism: Hypanus sabinus (Atlantic stingray)
Lineage: Eukaryota; Metazoa; Chordata; Chondrichthyes; Myliobatiformes; Dasyatidae
Product: lipase member H-like
Exons: 10
Coding region: 111-1448 (445 amino acids)
Biological process (GO): lipid metabolic process
Molecular function (GO): lipase activity; carboxylic ester hydrolase activity
Source: RefSeq, a predicted model, not a curated record